UGGAAAUAAUUAAACAUUUAGUGGACUAAAUGUAGGCUAAAUACUUUUAUGUGGUGUGUCGUUAACAGCGCGCAGGAAGAAACCCCAGUUAGCAGAAUAUUAUUUUUGAAUUAAUGCCAUCCACCUGCACACAUUAAUUAUCUGCAGGCUGUACUUUUAAGAAAUAUCCAACAUAUGCUCAGGUAUAUGAGCCUUGCAGACAAAUACUGUAAAUCACCCUCUGUUGGGUUCCAUCCCAACUGAUCGAGUUUGAUGAAACCAGCGGAUCCGGGAAAAAUUUGCAAAGUUUUGAUCAGCAUUACAACCUAAUCGCCUAUACGUCGGCUGUGGGAUGGUAUGCUCGUGCACAGAUAUCGUGCCACACAAAAUACAGGGUGAUGCUCCGUGCAGCCGUCUCUGGAGGGGAUUCAAAAUGAAAGCGCUCAGAGCCUGGAAGACAAGGGCUUAAACCAUCCUCCUUCUCCCCUCGAUUAAUCUCCAAACGGGGGAUUUCUCCAGCUGGAAAUUUCUGCUGCGUCAACACCCAACCCUAGAGUACCAGACAAGACAAGGCGGAGGGGGGUAGGGGGUGUUUGCAGAUGGUGCUCUUGGGUAUUUUUUUUCUUCUAAUUGUUGAGUUACCGCUGAUCAUCUGAUCCGUUUUGAGAGUUGAAAAGUGUGGCGUCAAGUGUUUAUUGGCGCCUGAAGCUGAAAGCGUCUCGGUGCUCCCCUGUCUGUCUCCUGAGCUGUGUGUAUAUGUCUGCUGUCUGUGUAUGCCCUCUCAAACCGGUCAGUUCCGUCUUCCUCCAUUUUCUACCAUGUGAGAGAGGGGAACAACCCCACUUCAUUCACGCUCUGUAUGUAGACAGCAAUGUGCGCCUGUGUGUCGUGCCCCUUCAGCAUACAGCCUGCAGCCAGCAGACGUUUGGAGGAGAGGCUUUUGUUCAGCUACACAGAUGAACAACAGGAAGGAGGACAUGGAGAUCUCCUCUCACUACCGUCAGCUCCUCAGAGAGCUCAAUGAGCAGAGGCAGCACGGCAUCCUCUGCGACGCCUGUGUCAUCGUGGAUGGAAAGAUCUUCAAGGCCCAUAAGAACGUGCUCCUGGGCUCCUCACGCUACUUCAAGACUCUUUACUGCCAGGUUAAAAAAGGGGCAGAGCCUCACCACCAGACUACUGUCACUCACCUGGACAUUGUCACGGCGACAGGCUUCAAAGCCAUACUGGACUUCAUGUACUCGGCCCACCUCGCUCUCACCAGUAAGAAUGUGAUCGAGGUCAUGUCAGCCGCCAGCUACCUGCAGAUGACGGACAUUGUCCAGGCAUGCCACAGCUUCAUCAAGGCUGCGCUGGACAUCAGCAUCCGCUCCGAGAUGGCGGAGGAACUGGCUGACUUUGAGAUGGGAGCUGUUGUUGCUGCUGGCAUAGGCGGAGGUGGAGGAGGUGGAGGAGGACUGGGUAUAACAGGUGCAGGGGGUGGUGCAGGAACAGGUUUAGGAGGAGGAGGAGGAGUAGGAGGAGGAGGAGGAGGAGGAAUUGUGGGCAUGGCUUCUGAAGCCCUUGCCUCCAUCAUGUCUGGUCGCAGCACCUCCCCUUGGCUGGCGCGCCGCACCAGCCCCGCCAACUCUUCUGGGGACUCGGCCAUCGCCAGCUGCCACGAGGGAGGCAGCAUGUAUGGCAAGGAGGACCAAGAACCCCCCAAGAGCCAUGAGAGCCAGGAAGAAGCCUGCCACGACUCCCAGCCUGCCUGGCCACACGACUACAGGCCUGUCACCGUCAAAGAGGAACAGGUGUCCCCCGCCUCCUCCUCACAUCCCCGGGACACUCCCAGAGGGGCAGCCCAGAGCCAGGGGGAGCAAGGGGCUGGAGGGGCUUCUGGAGGAGGUGGAGAGGGACCCUGGCAACCCGUAUCAGGGUCAGGGCGGAGGAAGAACAGGAAGAACAAAGACACUGUUAGGCAUAUUACCCAGCAGGCUGAGACAAACUGGGACAGAGAGCGGGACAGGGAGAGAGAAAGGGACAGUAGGCCGGGAUCUCCUCUGCCCUCCAUGCUGGCUGUGGCAGGAUGGAACUACAACGGACAGGAAAUCCCAGGGGCAGACGUGACCGAACCCAACAGCUCAGACAGCCGCGGCGAACGCCUCGACUUCUUCCUCAAGCAGGAAGAGCCUCUCACCACAGAGCCCAGCUACCUGGGUCCCAACGAAUCAGAAGAGGCCGGGGGAGGAGGCGUGGGUGGAACAAUCUCAUCUGUAGCCAAUCUGAAGGCGGCGCUGAUGAGUAAGAACAGCCUGCUGUCUCUGCGGGCUGAGAUGAUGGGAGAUGAUAACCCUUUGUUGUUUGAGUACCUGCCCAAAGGAGCACACUCCCUGUCUUGGCUCCGCUCCAACAACUGCUGCAGCACGCUCCGGCCAGGGGCCACGGGGGCCACUAUUCAUAACAAACAGGGGGCUGGCUCCUCUCCUCUUCCUCCUCUUCCUCCUCUUCCACUUCUUCCUCCUCAUCUUCCACCAACACCACCACCACAACCGCCAUCGUCAACAUCAUCAUCAUCAUCAUACUUCCCACCCACUCCGCCUACAACACUGCACCCCUCUGAGUCUCGGCCCCUGGAGGCCCCCGGUCUGCGGGCCGGGGCACCCCCGCUGCGCUCAGAAGGGUCAGACAUGGAAGUGGAAGCGGCCGUUGAGGGCCCAGAGCCCUCCACCUUGCCUGAGGAGCGUGUAAAAGACAAAGAAGACAUGAAAGAGUACAGCACAGCCUUGGAAGGUGACCAGUCUCCUAUCGAGAGGGAUCAGAUGGGCGAUGAGAGCUGUGUUGGUGGCUUGACUGUGCCUGCGUCAGUGUCAGGGGCUGGCAGAGGAACUAAAGGGCUGAUGGUGCUGGGCAAAGAGGUUGGGUCCGGGAAAAGAGUCCUGCCAGAGCCCGGUGCCUGGCCCUCACAGGGGUUUGCCUGCUCCCUGUGCAAACGGCUGUUUAGCAGCCUGGAGCACCUCAGGGAACACGAGUACCGCCACACCCUGUCUCUGAUGGCCUUGUCUCUGGACUGGCCGAGCAUGCACGGCCCGUACCACCAAUCUACCCAGCCCCAUCACCAGCCACAAUCCCAGCCUAGCCACUUCCACCAGUCCCUUUACCGCCCUGCAUUGGAAGAGCCAAGCCAAGUGCCGGCGCGCUACCUCUGCUCCCAGUGCCCCGCCAGCUUCACCCUCAAAUCCAAUGCAGACCGACACGAAAAGACCAUCCACUUUAAGAAGAAGCUGAUGCAGUGUGUGUACUGUCUGAAAAACUUCAGAGACCGCACAGACCUGCACAGGCACCUGUCCUCUGUGCACUCCAAAGAGAGAGGGCAUACCUGCCCUGCCUGUGCCAAGGCUUUUAGCACCCAGAAAAACCUGUCUACACAUGUUAAAGUGUGCUGCCAGGUCGGGUCAGUUCCAGGAGAUGUGCUGGGAAGAGGCACCGGGAUGGAAGUUUGUCAGGGUGGGGUUAUAGAUUCACUGUGGCGGCUUUCUCAAGAGAUGAAAGUUGAAAAUCAUGAUCUCAGUAUCAAUUUGGAAAAUUGAUACGGGCCGCAGGGUUAUGUACACAUAUUCAUACCUAUCAGCUAGCAGCGUAUCGUUCAUGACAAAAUGCUCUGUGGCGUCAUUGCACUAAGAAGGAAAAGCUUCCUUUUAAAUCAAGUAACUGUUGAGAUUUAAAAAAAAUACCCAGGGACUACUGUUUUUUUUACAACUUGUUAAAUAUUAUGCCAUUAUUUUUUUACUAUGAAUGGACAGCGUACAUCUAAACGAUGCACAGUUGCUAUGCAAAGCCGAUCUGUUUAAACAACAACUGACUAAAUUAUAAGAAGGAUGGAUUUUUAAGUAAUCUUUAGGUUUGUGAAUAAUCUGAUAAGGUAAAUGACUUUUCGGUUGUGGUGCUGAGUUGAGAGACGUGGUGGCGUCUUUCCGCCUCCCUGACCUAAACCACUUGUCUGGCUCUCUGUCGCCAGUCACCAGGUUGACUAAACUCUUCUCUCCUUUUUAGGCAGAGAGAUCUUUAUCUUUGUGUCCACCCCUGCAUUAUAGGCACAAAGACACUCAGGCUUAACUGUGCCUCACAGCCCACACAACCACACCACCUGCAGGAACUUUGUAGAAUUGCAGCAUGAGACUAAAAUUAAGACCCAAAUCAGAUUGUUUCUGUUGCCAGUGACAGUGUUCCUCAAAAUUGCAUAAAACAUAAAGGAAUAUUAUUAUCUAUUUUUGAAACAAUGUGGUUACUUCUCAUUAAAUUUGAACACGAAGCAAAGCAAAACUAAGUAAUUGGAUCACCAUCCCCACUGGACACGUAGCUUGUCAUCUCAUCACUCUGACAUGGUUACCUUCAGUCAGUGCUGUCAGAUCAGUGCAGAUGGAGGGGAUGUGUCAAACCAGACAACGCCAGCUAAACAAUAGACCAGUAGCAGCUCUGAUGGGGGUUGGGUGGUGUCAUUUUCACUCUCUCUGUCCAUCUCCUCUAUCCCAGAUCUGUAAGUCUUCUUUCGGCUGAAGCUGGGUAGUAAUUGGUCCUUCACGGGUCCGGCCCUUCUUAACCUCUGACCUCUUCAUUUGAAGAGGAAGUGGGGGCCAAGGAGUAGAUGCCCCUUAAACCAGAUGAGAUUAGUGAUGUCACUGCUGCAGACAGAUAAGUGUGUGACAAGUGGUAAAAAAUCCGGAGAGGAAUAAGGGAGAUGGUGAGUGUGUUGCAGAGCUGCGAAGAUAUUUGAAUCAGCAUGAGCACUAACUUCAGAAUCAUUGCUAAUAUAAAUCCACACUAAUUUCUGCCAAAAAUUCAGGCCUGCAUUUCUAAACCAAGAUAUUUUCCUGAUACAGCCCAGUAAUGAAGGUGCAUUCACUACUGUGAGUAGUACACAGCCAAAAGGAAGACAUCCACCUGUGUUUCCCUCUAAUAUUCCACAGUCACUCCAACACAUAGAACUGGAAUUUCUACAUGUUCAAUAAAAGCAGAACUGGUGUCUUGCCCUUGCCCGUUUUGUGAUCAUACACACAGGGAAGUCCCAAAUGCCAAAUCCCUUCUCCCACUAAAUCCCAUCUCUCAGGUAACAAUCUGUUCUAGCCGGCAGCUGAAAGAGACUGGCGGGCUCAGAGAAGUUAGGAACUAAUCAGGAACUCUGCAGAGCCAGCCAUGUCUGAUUCUUGAGAGGAGUGAUUAUGUGUUAUUGUAAAUGUUGAAAGAUGUUUCAUUUUAGAAUAUAUAUAUAUUUCCUCCUAAACCCCCCCCCCCCCAUGCACUGUACAAAGAUAUUUACUUUUCAAAACGAAAUUACAUUCUGCUUGUAGUUUUUGUGCUGUAAUUAAACUACGAUGGAAAAUGUUUAAUCCUC
Molecule: messenger RNA, 5347 nt
Organism: Etheostoma cragini (Arkansas darter)
Lineage: Eukaryota; Metazoa; Chordata; Actinopteri; Perciformes; Percidae
Gene: zbtb46
Product: zinc finger and BTB domain containing 46
Exons: 7
Coding region: 936-3545 (869 amino acids)
Biological process (GO): regulation of transcription by RNA polymerase II
Molecular function (GO): DNA-binding transcription factor activity, RNA polymerase II-specific; RNA polymerase II cis-regulatory region sequence-specific DNA binding; protein binding
Source: RefSeq, a predicted model, not a curated record